AUGAAGCUUUCAUGGCAUAAUCUUACUUACACUGUUAAGACCAAAAGCAGAGUCUAUAAGAACUCCAACUCCAAAGAGAAAACCAUACUCAAACUUCAAAGUGGCUCCAUCAAACCAGGCCACGCCUGCUUCAUCAUGGGCUCAUCUGGUGCUGGUAAAACCACUCUUCUUAACGCUCUCUGUGACCGCCUCACCAACUCGAAGCCUGCUAAGCUUCAGGGGCAAGUCCUUAUAAAUGACACACACUCUGUUAGACAGAGCAGCUUCGGUAAAUAUGGAGCAUAUGUGAUGCAAGACGACGUGUUGUUUCCGACACUGACUUGUGAAGAAGUUAUUACAUUCUCAGCUAGACUCAAGCUCAUAUUGCCACCACAUCAGAUCUCUGCCAGAGUGGACACAAUCAUCGAAGACCUGGGCCUCAACAAUUGUAGACACACUUUCAUUGGCAAUCAGCUAAUCAAGGGUUUGAGUGGCGGGGAGCGCAAACGCACAGCCAUUGGCAUUGAACUGGUGACAGACCCUCAGAUUUUGUGACUAGACGAGCCUACUUCAGGCCUAGACAGCUUCACAGCUCAUAAGAUCAUUAAACUGCUGGUAAGCCAGGCAAAGCUAGGCAAGACUGUCGUAGCCACCAUUCAUCAACCAAGCUCCCAAACAUUUGGGCUCUUUGACAAACUUAUCCUACUCAUGGAUGGCCACCAGAUAUAUCAGGGUGCUGCCAGUCAGUCUGUUGAGUACUUCGAAUCAAUUGGCUUUAGCGUUCCAAGCUAUUCAAACCCAGCAGACUACUUUCUACAAAAAUUCUACAUGCCAUUCAACAAGUCAGAGGAGGACGUCCGCACUCUGGAAAUCUUAACGGAGGCUUAUAAAACCAAGCUCUCAGAUAAACGGAAUGAUCAAACAAAUCAGGGAGAGUGAUACCGGUCUCGAAGAAGCCGAUAUUAAUGAGUUCAAAGAAUACCAUAGUUCUGUCUCAUUUUGAACUGAGCUGAGGGAGUU
Molecule: messenger RNA, 999 nt
Organism: Moneuplotes crassus
Lineage: Eukaryota; Ciliophora; Spirotrichea; Euplotida; Euplotidae
Source: the annotation of a GenBank genome assembly